UGUCCGGGAACAGCGGUGCUGAAUCCCGCCGCGCGCGCUUUGAACUUCCCAGAAGCUGCGCGCCUCCCUGGCACCGUGCCUCAGGCGGACACCCAUCUGACACUGGACCCCAGGUACGCUAGGAGGGACCCACAUCCUUGUUUAACUCCCCUGGGGGCAAGCCGUGAGUCCUAGAGGGGAUAAUUAUUAUUUUAAUUCUCGCCGAGGACUAGAGUGCAAUAAUCCAAGGAUUCGGGAAACGAUUGCCCAAGCAAAGCGCCUCUUGGCAUUGAGGACGGCACGACCAAAGUUAAAGGCCAACAUUGUGAGAAUCUCCGCCUUAAACCAGCGGAGGAUCGAGAUUAAAUCAACAAGCCCCGACUGUACAGGACUACUAGAGACAAGAGAAGAACGAUUGUUCUUCAAUCACUGAAGCAUAGCUUGCAAUAGCAGCGUGAAGGGCAGCUUGCACUGUCCCAGGGGAGGAAGGACAAAGCACCCCUCAAGUAGAAGAAAAGACACGGGAAUUGCUGCGCCUUGCAGAGCUCCCUCUGACGACUGGUGUACCCUUGCAAAGUGCAAGCCCAGCAGCACCAGCGGAGGGUCGCUCGCAUCCGGCACCCGCCGCCUUAUGUGGUGCCUGGAGAGGCUCCGCUUGGGUCCCGAGCGCCUCCUGAGGGGCAGGAACGGGAUUCUUCAGGGUCGGGGCCGCCGAGUCCCGACCCUCAUGCCCGCCGCGUGGGAAAACGUGCUCACCCCGGACCGCAUCCCUGAGUUCUGCAUCCCCCCGCGACUCGCGCCCUGCACGGCCCUGGCUGCACUCCGGGUUUCCUGGAUCCAAGCGGCAGAAAUAGACAACGCCGCGGGGCACACAGACUGGGACCCGCGCUCGCAGGCCGCGCUCUCGCUGCCGCACCUGCCGCGCGCGCGCACCGCCUACGGCUUUUGCGCGCUGCUCGAGAGCCCGCACACUCGCCGCAAGGAGUCGCUCUUCCUCGGGGGCCCCGGGGCCGCCCCGCUCCUGCCCCCGGGCGGCCUGGCCGCGGGAACCGCCGAGCCCCGCGCCGUCGGCUGCCGCGUCAGCUUCGUCCUGCGGCCGCCGGGCAAGACGCGGCCGCAGCGCAGCGCCGUGGUGCGGCCGAGCCGCAAGGCCGCCUUCGACCAGGACGUGUGCCUGGACGGGCUGUCGGAGGACCAGGUGCGCCGCCUGGCCGUGCGCGUCAAGGCGGAGAAGCGGGGCCGCGGCCGGGAGCGGGGCCGCCUGCUGGGCCAGGGCGAGCUGCUGCUGGGCUCCCUGCUGCUCCCCUGAGGGCGCCCGGGCCUCGGGCCGUCUGUGCCCUCGGGGCGCUCUCCGCCCGCUGGGAACUCGGGCACGGACAGCCGCUCCGUACAAAAUUAAUGCUAUUUAUUUAUUC
Messenger RNA from Leptonychotes weddellii (Weddell seal), 1394 nucleotides. Lineage: Eukaryota; Metazoa; Chordata; Mammalia; Carnivora; Phocidae. The record is from RefSeq and is a predicted model, not a curated record.